Messenger RNA from Linnemannia hyalina, 486 nucleotides. The record is from the annotation of a GenBank genome assembly. Lineage: Eukaryota; Fungi; Mortierellomycota; Mortierellomycetes; Mortierellales; Mortierellaceae.
AUGGCUGGUCGUGUUAUUGCUCAGAUUAUCGUUAUGGGAUCCCAGAUUGUCGGCAAGGCCUUCAUGGAAGCCUACCGACAGGCUGCUGCCAACGCUGCCAAGAAUGGUGGACACCAGGCUGCCAAGAGCGGCUCUGGUGGAUCAAAGGCUGCCGCCGCUGAUGCUGUCACUCGCAAGACUGGCAUGAGUGUCGACGAGGCCAUGAACAUCUUGAACAUUACCAAGGAAGCUGACUUGGCCAAGAUUGUCAAGAACUACCAUCACCUGCACAAGGUGAACGACAUCGCAGGUGGUGGAUCAUUUUACCUGCAGUCCAAGGUCGUUCGUGCCAAGGAGCGUUUAGAGAUGGAGUGGGCGGCAGAGGGAAACCCCAUUAAGAUUGAACCAGAGGCACCAGCAGCACCAGCAGAAGGAGCAGCAACGGAAGGAUCAAAAUCGACCUCUGCAUCAUCAUCACAGCCCCCCUCCGGAGACAAGCAGGUCUAA